This is a messenger RNA of Portunus trituberculatus (swimming crab), 1132 nucleotides long. RefSeq names its product rab-like protein 3. The coding region runs from base 83 to 961 and encodes 292 amino acids. The record is from RefSeq and is a predicted model, not a curated record. Gene Ontology annotation, cellular component: endomembrane system. Gene Ontology annotation, biological process: intracellular protein transport. The transcript has 5 exons. Lineage: Eukaryota; Metazoa; Arthropoda; Malacostraca; Decapoda; Portunidae. Gene Ontology annotation, molecular function: GTPase activity.
GUAAUGUCAUCGUAAUAAGAUCGUGCAAGAUUGAGUUAUAGUCUUCCAUUCAGCUCCCAAUACCUGCUGAGGACUGCACACCAUGGCUAACCUUGCUAACAACACUAUGAACAAAGUGAAGAUACUGGUGGUGGGAGACUCAGGUGUCGGUAAAACAUCUCUAGUUCACUUGAUCUGUCACGGUGAGGCUCUUGGGAACUCCUCCUGGACCAUUGGCUGUAGUGUUGAGGUUCGAAUUCAUGAGUUUCGUGAGGGAACCCCAAGCCAGCGACCAUAUUUUGUGGAGUUCUGGGACGUGGGUGGCAGCGGCUCCCAUCGCAAUGCACGCCAUGUUUUCUACACCCCUGUCCAAGGCAUCAUUCUGACCCACGACCUCACCAACCGCAAGUCACAGGUCAACCUUCACCGGUGGCUGGCAGAGGUGCUGCUGCGGGAGGCUGGUGGGGGGUCAGGUGGCGCAGGUGGAGGGAGGAAUCGUUCAUCCCUGCUAGUGGAAGAUUUUGAUGCGGAGAACUUUGGAGGGUUUGCUCAGGUAUAUGGUCUGAAAAAGGUCCCGGUGUUUGUCGUGGGCACCAAGCUGGACCUUAUGGGUACCUACCGUUCCUAUAACAGAAGCAGGGCCUCUACCAUUGCUGAGGAGUGUUCAGCUGAUGAGAUAAAUGUGAACACACAGGACCCUCGAUCUUUGGCUCCUGGAUCAAGCAAUGCUGUCAAACUAUCAAGAUUUCUGGACAAAGUAAUAGAGAAGCAAGCUACUUUAAGAGGGGAAGUGGAUAGAGAGGGUGGUGGGUUCUCAUACUCCUCUUCCUCUUAUUAUUCUUUUCCUCCUCCUCCUUCCGCUUCCUCCUCUUCCUCUUUGGCAACAACCAGAAGGGCUAAAACCUCAUUUUCAUCCAUCUCUGGGCCUCCUGUAAUGCCUUCCUCUCCUACCUCUCCCUCUUCCUCCUAUUUGAUUGGUUAAGGGUUAGAUUGUAAUUCUCUCUCUCUCUCUCUCUCUCUCUCUCUCUCUCUCUCUCUCUCUCUCUCUCUCUCUCUCUCUCUCUCUCUCUCUCUCUCUCUCUCUCUCUCUCUCUCUCUCUCUUAAUUGUUUUGUAACUAUGAUGACAUGACAUGGAAUAAAGAUGAAAUUUGU